AUGGCUAGCAACUUAGAUCGCCCGUUUAACUGUGACCAGUGCUCGAAGUUGUUUACUCGGAGUGAGAAUCUACAGCGGCAUAAGCGUGCACGUCAUGGCGGUGUUUCGCUCAAGAACUUCCAAUGUGCUGGGUGUCAGGCACGAUUCUCCAGGAGAGACGUAUACAAACGACACAAUGGCCGUUGUCGCGCAUUGUUAUCUCCGAAUCAAACAUCCCAGCUGGAGCCGUGGGAACCUACCCCGCAGGCAGAUGUUGAUAUAACGCCGUCGCUAGUCACGGAUCAGAGCUCGAUGGAUCCGGUUAUGAUCACCGAGGCCUUUUCCUAUGCCACUGGAUUACCUCAAUACUCAUCUCCAUCAUCGGUCGACGAUGAAGAAAGACACAUCAAGGCCUACUUUGAGCAUUCCCACCCCUCCUUUCCUCUGCUACAUCGGCCCACGUUUGCCGUGUCUUCGACGCCUAAGUUGCUGGUAAAAGCCACGGCUGUCAUUGGCAGUUUGUUUUCAAGUCAAUCAGAAGCUCACGCGCACUGGCGUCAAGAGAUGUGGGAAAGUGGUCAAAAUGAGCUUCGGCAUAUGGUAGCUUCCUAUGAUUUGAGUGAGGUUCGUCAGCCCUGGGUCCUACAAGCGUGGCUUCUACACAUAAUUUAUGGCGCAUACGCAAGCGACACAGCCCAAUUCAAAACAGCGAAACAGAUGCUGCGGCAACUCGCUGUACGUGAAAUUGGUUUAUCGCAGCAGGAAAUCGCCAUGCCAGAUUCUCAGUCUUGGAUGUUUCAAUGUGAUUUGAGCUCCCCCGUCGACGACUCGAAAACACUGUAUGCACGAUGGAUGUCCUAUAUAACCGCAGAAUCGACGAGACUGUCCCUGUAUACGUUGUUCUUCCUGGACUCGCAGACAUUUACGUCUUGCAACGCUCGGCCAUUAAUGUCGCCGAUGGAGCUUGGUUGGGAGCUUCCCUUUCCUAGCAGUUUAUGGGAAGCCAGGAACUCCCAGAUAUGGCUGCAGAGAGUCAAUGAGCAUUUUGGACGCUCGACUUUUACAACGGCUAGUGAUCUCUUACACGGGCCUCGCGGUCCGGCAACGACCUCUCUGUCAAUAGCUACGCAGCAACUUAUGACGGAGGCACCAAGCCCGGAACUUUUAGCGGCGCUGGAGACAUCUCCAUUUGCUGCAUUCUGCGUACUGGCGAAUUUAGAUGCUUUGGUCAGAGAUUUUACGCGGUGUUACUAUCAAAUGCCACCGAGUGCGUCCGAUCCGUCUGCAUUUCAUAUCCUCACUCAAUCCCAGAAUAAACAAAUUUACACAGCAAUACGAGCAAUUGCAAGAAUUGUCAAGGACCAGGCAUACACCAGCGACAGCCCCCAGUUCCACCCGUGGAGGACGAUCGAGCUCUUUAUCUCUUCUCUCAGGAUCAGCCUAUGCCGCCCAGAUCAGCUCUUGAUCGGAGGUAUCGUGGACAACAGCUUAAUUGCUGGGAUGGCCGCUUCCACCCAUCUGACUCAAGGGAACUACGUCGCGAUCCGACGAUCGGUACCUAUUUUACCGCAACACAUCGGCAGCGAUGAAGGCAUUUUGGCUCUUCUCAAUGACCUGUCCGGUGCACUGUCCCGUAUCUCCGGUGAAGAUCAGGAACAGGUGAUCUAUGAAGCACCGUGGACUACCGUUGCCAGCUACGGGGUUUUGCUGUGUAUCUGGGGAGCGUUGAGACGCGCGACGACUGAUAUCCGUCACCACCUGGACACGUUCAACGAACUCCCAAGAACAUCAGAAUCCUGCAUGUUAAUCUUCAACUCCCUCAUGGAGUCUGCCCUCCUCAGCCUCUCCGCUGAGAAUGAUCGAACGCCCCGAGAUCCCCGUCUCUGGUGCACGGAUCGAAGCGUUUUCGCCAGUCUGCUCGAGGAGGGUGAGUCAUUGUUUAUCAGUUUAGUGAAGAUUUUCUGUGCGCGAAGACGCCCGUGGGGAAUUGGAUCUUCCAUGCUAGCUGUGUUGGGUGAAAUCCCGGACCCUAGUCCCGUUGCGAGGGCAGACUAA
Messenger RNA from Aspergillus glaucus CBS 516.65, 2034 nucleotides. RefSeq lists its product as uncharacterized. Gene Ontology annotation, cellular component: chromatin. The coding region runs from base 1 to 2034 and encodes 677 amino acids. The transcript has 7 exons. Gene Ontology annotation, molecular function: zinc ion binding; DNA-binding transcription factor activity, RNA polymerase II-specific; RNA polymerase II cis-regulatory region sequence-specific DNA binding. The record is from RefSeq and is a predicted model, not a curated record. Lineage: Eukaryota; Fungi; Ascomycota; Eurotiomycetes; Eurotiales; Aspergillaceae. Gene Ontology annotation, biological process: DNA-templated transcription; regulation of transcription by RNA polymerase II.